Lathyrus oleraceus (garden pea) is the source of this 731-nucleotide messenger RNA. RefSeq names its product protein TIFY 11d. The record is from RefSeq and is a predicted model, not a curated record. Gene Ontology annotation, biological process: regulation of jasmonic acid mediated signaling pathway; response to wounding; regulation of defense response. The coding region runs from base 107 to 592 and encodes 161 amino acids. The transcript has 2 exons. Gene Ontology annotation, cellular component: nucleus. Lineage: Eukaryota; Viridiplantae; Streptophyta; Magnoliopsida; Fabales; Fabaceae.
UAUUCCUCGUGCCUCUAUUUCAUUUCAAAACAACCCUUCUUUCUUAUACUAUAAAAAAAUACAAAAACAACCUCAUUCUUCAAACCACAUUUCAUUCUCUUUCUCAAUGUCGACUUCAUCGGAGAAAUCCACGUUUUCUCAAACAUGCAACCUCCUCAGCCGAUACAUCAAGGACAAGGGUAAUUCCGGUACCCUAACAAAUGUUGUCGCGUCUUCAAACAAUCUCACAACUAAGGAUUUCUUAACUCCAAUGUCUAUGGUUAAGGAACCGGAAGCUAAAGCGUCACAACUGACAAUGUUUUAUAAUGGACAAGUUAUUGUUUUGGAUGAUUUUCCGGCUGAGAAAGUGGAAGAGUUAAAGGCAUAUGCUCAGACAGAGUCUUUGGUUACUCCGAUUCCUCAACUCCCUUGUGGAACGAUUGUUGUUGAUAUGCCAAUUGCUAGAAAAGCUUCGCUUCUUAGAUUCAUGGAGAAGAGAAAAAACAGAGUUGCUGCCAAAUCACCAUACUAUAAAACGAUUAAAACCGUUUCUGAUCCAGUCAAGUCUUCUGAAUCCAUUCCUUGGCUUGUGUUAGGAGCUAAAUCGACGUGAAUUUCAGAGAGUUUUUAACAUUUUUUUGAUGGAUCUUUCAGAUCUAACUUAGUUUAAUUAGCUGAGAAGUUUGAUUAUGAUUUUGAAUAUUUUCUGUAAUUAGUUUUUUUUUUUUAACUUUGUGGAUUCAUUUUUCUUA